Pistacia vera is the source of this 651-nucleotide messenger RNA. RefSeq lists its product as uncharacterized. The coding region runs from base 21 to 398 and encodes 125 amino acids. The transcript has 3 exons. The record is from RefSeq and is a predicted model, not a curated record. Lineage: Eukaryota; Viridiplantae; Streptophyta; Magnoliopsida; Sapindales; Anacardiaceae.
CCAUAGAAUCACGCCUGACGAUGACUAAACUUCAUGUUCCAGUUGCAGUGGGCGAACUCUGUGAAAUAUGUGGUGAUGGAGGUUUUGAAGAGUGUAAAGUGACGUGUGAUCAGUGCAAAGUUGCGUGCCAACAUAUGUAUUGCAUGCGCCACAACAGUUUGGUAGCUCCAGAAAUUUGGUUUUGUCAAGAAUGUUGCCUUAGCAAUCACUUAGUUGUGGAAUUGCCUAUUGAAAACAAGAAAAGUGUGGUAAUUGAGGAAGAACCAACUCUUCAAGCACUGUUUUCGCCUUCUUUAAUGACAGGCGGACAGCCAAGAGUCCAUUCAUGUACUUCUCGGCGAAAGGGCAAUACAAGGAAAAAGGGAAAGAAGCUUUCAGGCAAGAAAUUACAAAAUUAAAACUGUUGAUUGUCCUUUUUGUGCUGUGAAAUUAUGCUUAAAUGUUUCUUUUGGUCUAGGAAAUUCUGUGUUGUUCAUGAUAAAAUGUUGUUAUUUAGCCCCAGAAUUUUUUCCUAUUAUUGGAAUAUUUUGGGGUUUUCUUUUCCUCAGAGUUGUUAUCUUUCAGGUAAUGAAAUUUUGGGGUUAUGUUUGAAAUUCAAAACUUUCUAAGGUUGAGCAUUUAUAGAAUGUCAGUUGUAAACAUUUAAGUAAA